Molecule: messenger RNA, 1542 nt
Organism: Papaver somniferum (opium poppy)
Lineage: Eukaryota; Viridiplantae; Streptophyta; Magnoliopsida; Ranunculales; Papaveraceae
Exons: 3
Coding region: 1-1542 (513 amino acids)
Source: RefSeq, a predicted model, not a curated record
AUGGCUGGAACCGAUGGUGAGGGUGAAAACCCUCCAGUUAAGAGUUUGAGAGACUAUAUGUAUCCAACUAGAGUCUCUCAACCUUCGUGCAUUGUUUUGCCUGCUACUACAGUAACUUAUGAGAUUAGGACAAAUACCCUUCAGGCUCUUCCAAACUUUUAUGGUAAGGAGAAUGAAAAUCCUUACUAUCACAUUAGAGACUUUGAAGAAUUGUGUGGUACGGUUAAAAUUAAGAAUUUGUCUGAUGAAUACCUUAAACUUAGGUUGUUCCCUUUCUCAUUAAAGGAUAAGGCAAAAUCUUGGUUAUAUGCAUUGGCUCCUUCGUCAGUUAGGACUUGGGAAUACAUGACAAAACUGUUUUUGAACAAUUUUUUCCCUAGGCAUAAGACUUCUUCCAUCCAUCAAAAACUGAAUAGUUUUGUGCAACAACAGGGAGAAUCUCUCUGGGACUACUUAGAGAGAUUCCAUGAUCUUUUGCUGCAGUGUCCACACCAUGGAUUUGAUACCCUUAGGCUUACGUUGAUUCUUUACGAGGGAUUAGAUCAUAAAACUAUGACCACGGUAGAGUCACUUUGUGAUAGUAAUUUUCAGGAUAAAAGUGCUGAAGAGGGGUAUGCAUUCUUGCAAGAGGUAGCUGAAAAAACCCAAGAGUGGGAUGCUAAGGAACCAGUAAGGCUUGAAUCACUCGAACAUAGUUCUAAAUCUAAGCCUUUUGUUGAGUCCCCAGACCAAGCAUUUUAUGACGAUGGUAGUGAGCAAGCUAAUGCUCUCUAUCAAGAUAAUCGUCGUAAAUAUGACCCUUAUUCCAAUCUUACAACCCAGGGUGGGAAAGACACCCUAACUUUUCAUGGUCUAGAGGUCAGUAUGAAGGCCACACAAAAGUCUAUAACAAACUUAGAGCAUACUACUGCAAGGUCCAUAGCAAAUAAAGAACGACAAGUAGGUCAGCUUGCUAGUCAAAUGAAUGAUAGAGACAAGGGACAGUUCCCAAGUCAUACAAAGCCUAACCCUAAGGGUUCUUUUGAGGUCAGGACAUCUGGUGCUAAAUCCUCCAAUCAAGUCCAAGACGUUACUUCCUUAAGAAGCGGACGGGUCAUUGAUAAUCAUGUUAGUAACCCUAAGGAAAAUGAGCAUGCUAGGAACACCCCCAUUGUGAUGCAAGUUACACCUGCGACACAAAAAGAAGCUAAUGAAUCUGAAAUUACUUAUGUUCCUCGUGCUACAUUUCCUCAGCGGUUAUUACCCCGUAAGAAAGGAACUAGUUCUAGUGACAUCUUAGAAGUUUUCAAACAGGUUAAUAUUAACAUUCCUCUUCUACAUGCCAUUAAACAAAUUCCUUUGUAUGCCAAGUUUUUGAAAGAUAUGUGCACUGUGAAACGUAAUCUGAAUGUGCAAAAAAGAUCUUUCCUUGCUGAACAAGUGAGCUCUAUCAUUACGCAGAAAACGCCGUAUUUAGGGAAGAAAACUAGGUUUUGCUAUUUUGCUUUCUGCAAAUCAUAUGCUUUACUUAUUAUUAUCUUUAUCAUUUUUGAUGGCUUUUAA